This is a messenger RNA of Penicillium antarcticum, 1605 nucleotides long. RefSeq names its product MFS transporter. Lineage: Eukaryota; Fungi; Ascomycota; Eurotiomycetes; Eurotiales; Aspergillaceae. Bases 1 to 1605 code for a protein of 534 amino acids. Gene Ontology annotation, molecular function: transmembrane transporter activity. The transcript is spliced from 4 exons. Gene Ontology annotation, biological process: transmembrane transport. The record is from RefSeq and is a predicted model, not a curated record.
AUGGCUACUGACCCUGAUAGUGUGGGGGUUAUGCAGACCGAGCAAAGGAACCAAGAUGAGCCGACGAAAGACUCUGGCUCAAUUGGGCCAGGGGAUGUUAUUUCACUUGACCAAGUAGAUCUGGCCCUCGCUGCCAAAAUGAAUCUUGUCAAUGACACAAUCGAUCGAAUCGGGUUCACGCGGUACCACGUAAAAUUGUUUUUUCUCAAUGGAUUUGGUUACGGAGUCGAUUCCUUAUUGUUGUUCCUAAUGAGUAUUUCGGCCGAACAAGUCGUCGCUCAAUACCCUCCAAAAUUUACAAGGGGUGCACAGCUCGGCUUCUACUUGGCCUUGUUGGUGGGGGCUCUAUUCUGGGGUAGUACUGCAGAUGUCAUCGGGCGGAAAUGGGCGUUCAACUUCUCCCUGCUGAUCAGUGCAAUCUUCGCGAUAACUGCUGGGGCUGCCCCCAAUUACACGGCAUGGGCAGCUUUUGUUGCACUCUCAGCAUUUGGAUCCGGUGGAAACCUGGUCCUUGACACAACGGUUUUCGUGGAGUAUCUACCUUCCAACAAGCAAUGGCUUCUCACUCUCUUAGCUGGAUGGUGGGGUGUAGGGCAAACGGUAGCUGGCCUUGUGGCAUGGGGAUUCAUGGCAAACUACAGUUGCCCUUCGGAUGAAUCUGUUCCUUGUACCAACUCAAAUAACAUGGGCUGGCGAUAUCUUUUCUAUACCUGUGGAGCUCUUGUAUUCAUACUGAGCAUUGCUCGUGUUCUGGUAAUCAGAUUCCACGAGACACCGAAGUUUCUUUUAUGUCAAGGCCAUGACGAGGCGGUUGUCAAAACCCUUCAAGUUCUUGCACAGAAACAUAAUCGAGUAUGCAGUCUAACCCUUGACCAGCUGCAAAGCUGCGGUCAAAUUAAUACUGCUCAUGCAAAGAGCAAAGCUUCAUUCUCUGAGGUGGUACUCCAUAUUCGAGGGUUGUUUGUGACUCGGAAAAUGGCGCUCUCUACGUCCUUAGUAUGGAUUUCCUGGGCUUUAAUCGGACUCGGAUAUGCAUUGUACUAUGUUUACUUACCUGAGUACCUAGCAUCUCGGGAUGCAUCCGCGGGCGAGUCAUCUCAAAAUGUGACCUGGAGGAAUUAUGCCAUUACCAACUUGUGUGCAAUUCCCGGCCCCAUAAUCGCAGCCGGGAUGUGCGAAAUGCCUAUCUUUGGAAGGAAACGGACAAUGGGAUUUGGUGCCUUUGCUACAAGUAAGAUAGGAUAUGCUUCAGAUGCGUCAGAUGGUCUAACUUCAUAUAUAGUGGCCUUUUUCUUCGGUUACACAUCUGUGCGCACAGGUGCAGAAAAUCUAGGAUUUUCAUGUGCGAUUUCAGUUACCAUCAACAUAUACUAUGCAACGUUGUACGCUUAUACGGUCGAGAUUCUACCCUCGGCCCAUCGGGGAACUGGUAAUGGUAUAGCCGUUGCAUUGAAUCGACUGAUGGGAAUGGUAUCAGCUCUGAUCGGAGCUUUCACCUCGACCUCUAGUUCAAUUCCUAUUUAUGUAUGCGCUGCACUGCUGGGUUUGUGUGGUAUACUUGCCAUAAUGUUUCCACUCGAAUCACGCGGAAGAAGAAGCAUCUAA